Messenger RNA from Salarias fasciatus (jewelled blenny), 1462 nucleotides. Its product is annotated as THAP domain-containing protein 5-like. The transcript has 5 exons. The coding region runs from base 155 to 1453 and encodes 432 amino acids. Lineage: Eukaryota; Metazoa; Chordata; Actinopteri; Blenniiformes; Blenniidae. The record is from RefSeq and is a predicted model, not a curated record.
GCCGACUCUUCACGAAGCGAGCAGAGCAGCACGAGUUUCACCUUGUUGCAAGCGCCAGCUGGACGCACACACAAACACACCGAGUGACACGCGCGCAGAGGACAACGGCUGCUCCACACUAAAAAAAAAAAAAGAAAAAAAGAAUAAACAGGAGAUGCCGAAAUACUGCUCGGUCCCAAACUGCAAGAAUGACUCCGGGAGCGGCAUCGAGAGGAGAAGCUUUUACCGGUUCCCCCUGCAGGACCCGGUCCGGCUGCAGCAGUGGCUGAAGAACAUGGGGCGUGAGAACUGGACUCCGUCUCGACACCAGUACGUCUGCAGUGAGCACUUCGCUCCGUCUUGCUUCAGAGUCAGAUGGGGGAUCCACUACAUCGAGAAGAACGCCGUGCCCACUCUCUUCCGGGACGCCGAGAAAAGGAAAGCGACGGAUUGCAGCGAGCAGAACCCAAAGCGGCAUCGAAACGAUCAAAGCGCGACGGCGUCAGAUGAUGGGACCACGGCGUCCGACGCCGUCGAUACCCAGAGUGCAUUGCACACGCUGCAUCUGUACAACGCCGCGGUGGAGUGUGGCGAUGUAGGCGAGUGUGACUCCUCCCUCCAGACCGACGCGGACGCUCUGCUGUCAGGGGCUGAACCGGAGGCGGGUCUUCACGUCCCUCUAGCUUUGUUCCAGAGGGAGGAGGAGCUCAGUAACGGCGAGGAGGACACAGGGGUGGUCCUGAUGUCCCAGUGUCCCGCCGGCGACGGGCAGGACGAGCUGGUCGGCGCCGUCACGGCUGCCAUUUUGACUCAGGGCCACAGGCUGGUGUUCAGCGACCCUGCAGACGAGGCCGUCGGCGGACUUGAGGAGGUCUCUUACGCUUCUCUGGGAGAACUGUCAGAGGAGACUCAAGUCAUCGCCUACUACGAGGCCACGCCCGCCGUCUUCCCCCCCGCCGCCGCGCAGUUCACCCUGUGCCCGGAAACGGUGCUGUCCUCCGCCCUGAGCUCCAAACCCAUCACGUCCACGCUGCCCAUCGUGUCCAAACACGUGGCGCCGUCCCCCGCCUCCCUCGUCCUCACCGUGGAGAGGGUGGAAGACGGGGACGGAGACAAGUCGGACGAGGAGGACGACGACGCGGAGCAGCAAGACCCGCAGCUGGAGGAACACUGUUACCACAAGAACAGCCUGAGCAAGGAGCAGCUGGAGGCCGUCGUGACGGAGCUGCAGAAGAAGGUGAAGGUGCUGCAGCAGCGGCACCGGCGCCACGUGGAGAAGCUGGCGGGCCUGGAGAACACGGUCAGCCAGCUGCGCCAGAGCAACCUGCUGAACGAGGAGCGGCUGCAGCUGCUGGAGCGGGCCUACCUGCAGACCAGUACCACCCUGCCGGACGGCGGCGAGACGGUGGCCAUCAUCUACGAAGAGGACGAUGCUGCAUAUCUGUAUACUCCACUCAACCAUAUAGAGGCUUAAAUGAAAUUG